This is a messenger RNA of Paramecium primaurelia, 1563 nucleotides long. The record is from the annotation of a GenBank genome assembly. Lineage: Eukaryota; Ciliophora; Oligohymenophorea; Peniculida; Parameciidae.
GUGAAAGGUGAUGGAAAUUGUUUGUUUCGUUGUGUAGCUCUAGCACUUCAAGGCACAUAGAACACUCAUCAAGAAUUCAGAUAAAUGUGUGCCAAUGUUAUUUAAGAGAAUCAACCUAUAUUCAAAGAAAAAAUCCAUUAAGGAAUGCUUAAAUAAUAUGAUCCAUCCAAAGAGGUCUUUGAAUAAUAUAUUGAAUAAGUUUAAAAUGGAUAAAUUAUGGGAGGAUUAAUUGAAUUAUAGGCACUCUCUUUGGGAUUAAAUGUCUAAUUCAAUGUUGAAGGAAUUGGUAAUAAAUUGUUAGAUAUUGGAUUGUCUCAUAAUCCAAAAAAAGAAAUAUAAUUAUGUAGAAUCAAGAAUGAUAAAUACAAAGAUGGUCAUUAUAUGUUUAAAAAAAUACAUAAAAUCAAAAGAAAAAAAUGAGUAUUAAUUAUAUAUAUAAAAUUAUAUGGGUAAUAAUUGCACUGGCUAAUGUGCAGGAUGUUAUAAACGAGACAUUGAAAUAUUAGUAAUCCUCUUCUAUUCUAUAUUAGAAAAGUGAGUAGCAUUAAAUAUUAUCAGAAAAACCUUAUGAAUCUUUAAGCAGAAAAAGUUCUAAAAAUUAUGUUUAAGAUGCUAUCCCUUUGGGUAGCAAUUAUGAAAUCAAUAUUAAACCAAUUACUAAAAGUGUUGUAGAUAUUGUUAGUGACAAAUCAAAGAAAACUAAGGCUGCUAUUAAAAUUUAAUCUUGUUGGAAAGGAUAUUCAGUUAGAAAAAAAUAACCACUUAUGAACAAUACCAAAACUAGCGUUGAAACUGAAGGAAAUAAAAUAACAGGCACAUAUUUUGAAAGGUUAUGCAAUUUAUCAAAAUUACAAAAGUACAACAAACUUUAUUAAUUUUAGAUUAGCAAAAAUGUAUAAUGGAUAAUGGUUGGGAAAAGAUAGACAUGGAAAAGGAAUACAAACUUGGCCAGAUGGAGCUAUAUAUGAUGGAGAAUGGUAACAUAAUACAGCUCAUGGUAAAGGAUUAUUUCGACAUGCUGAUAAAAUUGAAUAUGAAGGAGAAUGGAAAUACAGUAAAGCAUGUGGUUAUGGUAUAAUGAGGUCUCAGAAUGGAGCAUAUUAUGAAGGGGAAUGGGAAAAUGAUUUAUAACAUGGAUAUGGUAAAGAAUAAUGGGCUGAUAGUUCAGUAUAUGAAGGUCAAUAUUAUUAAGGCUUAAAACAUGGAAAAGGGAAAUAUGUAUGGAAAGAUAAUAGUUAUUAUGAAGGAGAGUGGUAAAAUAAUAAAAUUCAUGGUUUGGGAGCAUAUCAUUGGAUAGAUGGGAGAGGUUAUAAAGGAGAAUGGAAAAAUGGAAUGAUGAAUGGACAUGGAGAAUAUAGUUGGAGUGAUGGUAGAAAGUAUGUUGGAGAAUAUCUUAAUGAUUAAAAACAUGGAUAUGGAGAAUAUAAAUGGGUAGAUGGUAAGGAAUUUAGAGGAUUGUGGUAAAAGGGAGUAUAACAUGGAGAAGGAGUUUAUGUGACAGUUGAUGGUAGAACAAAGAGAGGAUUAUGGCAAGAAGGUAAAUUAGUUUAAUGGUUGAAAUGA